GCCGGGUCAUGUCUGACUCGCUCUGGACCGCGCUUUCCAAUUUCUCGAUGCCCUCCUUCCCCGGCGGCAGCAUGUUCCGCCGCACCAAGAGCUGCCGCACCAGUAAUCGGAAAAGCCUCAUUUUGACCAGCACUUCACCCACGCUGCCACGGCCCCACUCGCCACUGCCUGGCCACCUGGGUAGCAGUCCCCUGGACAGCCCCCGCAACUUCUCCCCCAACACCCCCGCCCACUUCUCAUUCGCCUCUUCCCGAAGGGCGGACGGACGCCGUUGGUCUCUGGCCUCGCUCCCUUCUUCUGGCUAUGGCACCAACACGCCCAGCUCCACCGUCUCGUCUUCCUGCUCCUCCCAGGAGCGCCUGCACCAGCUGCCCUACCAGCCCACCGUGGACGAACUCCACUUCCUGUCCAAGCACUUCGGCAGCACUGAGAGCAUCACCGACGAGGAUGGCGGCCGCCGCUCCCCCGCCGUGCGGCCUCGCUCGCGGAGCCUCAGCCCCGGGCGAUCGCCCUCCUCCUAUGACAACGAGAUCGUGAUGAUGAACCACGUGUACAAGGAGAGGUUCCCCAAGGCCACGGCGCAGAUGGAGGAGAAGCUGCGGGACUUCGCCCGAGCCUACGAGCCCGACAGCGUGCUGCCGCUGGCCGACGGCGUGCUCAGCUUCAUCCACCACCAGAUCAUCGAGCUGGCCCGAGACUGCCUGGCCAAGUCCCGCGACGGCCUCAUCACCACCGUCUACUUCUAUGAACUGCAGGAGAACCUGGAGAAGCUGCUGCAGGAUGCCUACGAGCGCUCUGAGAGCUUGGAGGUGGCCUUCGUGACUCAGCUGGUGAAGAAGUUGCUUAUUAUCAUCUCGCGCCCUGCGAGGCUGCUGGAGUGCCUGGAAUUCAAUCCUGAGGAGUUUUACCACCUGCUGGAGGCUGCCGAGGGCCAUGCCAAGGAGGGACACCUUGUCAAGACGGACAUCCCCCGCUAUAUCAUCCGCCAGCUUGGCCUUACCCGGGACCCUUUCCCAGACGUGGUCCACCUGGAGGAGCAGGACAGCGGCGGCUCCAACACGCCCGAGCAGGACGACCUGUCUGAGGGUCGUAGCACCACCGCCAAGGCCAAGAAACCUCCUGGGGAGAAUGACUUUGAGACCAUCAAACUCAUAAGCAACGGUGCCUACGGUGCUGUCUACCUCGUGAGGCACCGUGACACACGGCAGCGUUUUGCCAUGAAGAAGAUCAACAAGCAGAACUUGAUUCUGCGCAAUCAGAUCCAGCAGGCUUUUGUGGAGCGCGACAUCCUCACCUUCGCCGAGAACCCCUUCGUGGUCGGCAUGUUCUGCUCCUUCGAGACCCGGCGCCACCUCUGCAUGGUCAUGGAAUACGUGGAAGGCGGGGACUGCGCCACCUUGCUGAAGAACAUCGGGGCGCUGCCGGUGGAAAUGGCCCGCAUGUACUUCGCGGAGACGGUGCUGGCGCUGGAGUACCUGCAUAACUAUGGCAUCGUGCACCGCGACCUCAAGCCUGACAACCUCCUCAUCACCUCCAUGGGUCACGUCAAGCUGACUGAUUUCGGCCUAUCUAAGAUGGGCCUCAUGAGCCUCACUACCAACCUGUACGAGGGCCACAUCGAGAAGGAUGCCCGGGAGUUCCUGGAUAAACAGGUGUGCGGGACCCCAGAGUACAUCGCCCCGGAGGUUAUCCUGCGCCAGGGCUACGGCAAGCCGGUGGACUGGUGGGCCAUGGGCAUCAUCCUCUACGAAUUCCUGGUGGGCUGCGUGCCCUUCUUUGGGGAUACCCCCGAAGAACUCUUUGGACAAGUCAUCAGCGGUGCGUGCCUCGUGCCUCGCCCUCUGGUCCGGCUCGGGGCAGGCGGGGCCUUUGAAGUGAAGCAGCACAGUUUCUUCCGAGACCUGGACUGGACCGGGCUGCUGAGGCAGAAAGCUGAGUUCAUCCCCCACCUGGAGUCCGAGGAUGACACCAGCUACUUCGACACCCGCUCAGACAGGUAUCACCAUGUGAAUUCCUAUGAUGAGGACGACACGACUGAGGAGGAGCCCGUGGAGAUCCGCCAGUUCUCCUCCUGCUCCCCACGCUUCAGCAAGGUGUACAGCAGUAUGGAGCAGUUGUCUCAGCAUGAGCCCAAGACACCUGUGGCAGCGGCGGGAGGCAGCAAGCGGGAGGCGAGCACCAAGGGUCCGGAGGAGAAGGUGGCCGGCAAGCGGGAAGGGCUGGGCGGCCUGACCCUGCGCGAGAAGACCUGGAGAGGGGGCUCCCCAGAGAUCAAGCGCUUCUCCGCCUCCGAGGCUACGUUCCUGGAGGGGGAGGCCAGCCCCCCGCUCGGCGCCCGCCGCCGCUUCUCAGCCUUGCUAGAGCCCAGCCGAUUCAGCUCCCCGCAAGAGGACGAGGAUGAGGCUCGUCUGCGCAGGCCCCCUAGGCCCAGCUCUGAUCCCCCAGGCUUGCUGGAUGCACGGACCCCCAAAGAGGGGGCUUCAGGGGACUGCAACGCCAUUUCCGGGGACCCUGACACGACGGACCGCUCACGCCCGGGAGACCUCUGCCCACCCCUGAAGGAUGGAGACCCAUCAGCCCCCAGGGCUACCAAUGACUUGGUUCUUCGCCGGGCACGGCACCAACAACUAUCCGGGGACCCUGCUGUAGAGAAGCGGCCUUCUCGAACUGGGGGCAAAGUCAUCAAGUCAGCCUCAGCCACAGCCUUGUCCGUCAUGAUUCCUGCAGUGGACCCACACAGCAGCUCACCCCUGGCCAGCCCCAUGUCCCCACGAUCUCUGUCUUCCAACCCAUCCUCCCGGGAUUCCUCGCCCAGCCGGGACUACUCACCGGCUGUCAGUGGGCUCCGUUCCCCCAUCACCAUCCAACGCUCAGGCAAAAAAUACGGCUUCACACUGCGUGCCAUCCGCGUGUACAUGGGGGAUUCAGAUGUCUACAGUGUUCACCACAUAGUCUGGCAUGUGGAAGAUGGGGGGCCAGCGCAGGAGGCAGGCCUCUGUGCCGGGGACCUCAUCACCCAUGUGAACGGGGAACCUGUGCAUGGUAUGGUGCACCCUGAGGUCGUGGAGCUGAUCCUUAAGAGCGGCAACAAAGUAGCAGUGACCACAACGCCCUUUGAGAAUACCUCCAUCCGCAUCGGCCCCGCCCGCCGCAGCAGCUACAAGGCCAAGAUGGCGCGAAGGAACAAGCGGCCCUCCGCCAAGGAGGGCCAGGAGAGCAAGAAGCGGAGCUCCCUCUUUCGGAAGAUCACCAAGCAGUCGAACCUGCUGCACACUAGCCGCUCGCUGUCGUCUCUGAACCGCUCGCUGUCGUCCAGCGACAGCCUCCCGGGCUCCCCUACGCAUGGGCUGCCGGCACGCUCGCCCACGCACAGUUACCGCUCCACGCCCGACUCUGCCUACCUGGGUGCCUCUUCACAGAGCAGCUCACCCGCCUCCAGCACACCCAACUCGCCGGCGUCGUCCGCGUCGCACCACAUAAGGCCCAGCACGCUGCAUGGCUUGUCGCCGAAGCUGCACCGCCAGUACCGCUCCGCACGCUGCAAGUCAGCGGGCAACAUCCCGCUGUCGCCCCUGGCCCACACGCCCUCCCCGACGCAGGCUUCGCCGCCGCCGCUGCCAGGCCACACGGUGGGCAGCUCGCACACGACGCAGAGCUUCCCUGCCAAGCUCCACUCGUCGCCGCCCGUCGUGCGCCCGCGUCCCAAGAGCGCAGAGCCCCCGCGCUCGCCACUACUCAAGCGUGUGCAGUCAGCGGAGAAACUGGGGGCUUCGCUGAGCGCCGACAAGAAGGGUGCGCUGCGCAAACACAGCCUCGAGGUGGGCCACCCGGAUUUCCGCAAGGACUUCCAUGGCGAGCUGGCGCUGCAUAGCCUCGCCGAAUCUGACGGCGAGACCCCCACAGUUGAGGGGCCUAGCGCCACCAGGCAGGUGGCUGUCCGCCGCCUGGGUCGCCAGGAGUCGCCCUUGAGCCUGGGUGCGGACCCGCUGCUGCCCGAGGGCGCCCCCAGGCCACCUGCCUCGAGCAAAGAGGAGGCCCCAGGUGGAGCAGAGGCUUGCACCCUGCUGCGUGCGACCACCCCGGGGUCUCGGACCCUGGAGCGGGAUGCCAGCAGCACGAGGCAUCAGAGCGUGCAGACUGACGACGGCACAGGCUUGGCGGCCAGGGGAGUGGCCAAGGCUGCGCUUAGCCCCGUGCAGGAACACGAGACAGGGCGGCGCAGUAGCUCUGGCGAGGCAGGCACACCCCCAGUGCCCAUCGUCGUGGAGCCGGUGGGGCCCAGGGCCAAGGUGGAGGCCCCACAGCUUCCAGGCACGGACUUAAAGCAGCAACCCGUGGUUCUGACCACCCCGGUGCCAGAGACCCUCAGAGGCCGGGAGCGCUGGGUGCUGGAGGUGGUAGAGGAGCGGACCACACUGAGUACCCCUCGCACCAAGCCUGCCUCCCCCAAGCUCUCCCCGGACCCCCAGACCCCUGCCUCAUCAAAUAAUGCACCCAGCAGCAUAGGGCCCCCAACCCCACCUUCUUCCCUUCUGGCCCCAGGGACUAAGCCUGAGCUGGGGCUACCCUCCCGGUGCCCUGUUGAAGCUGUGCCCCUUUCAGGCCUAACCAAAAAAGGGGCUCCCUGCCCUGCGCCCCCAGGCCCAUAACCCAGGGUUCCUCAGGCCCUGAGCUGUACAGCUUCCUGUAUACAUAUGUACACAUAUAAAUAAAGUACAUCAGUGCUGUGUGAA
Messenger RNA from Echinops telfairi (small Madagascar hedgehog), 4733 nucleotides. RefSeq names its product microtubule associated serine/threonine kinase 1 (gene MAST1). NCBI's taxonomy places the organism in Eukaryota, Metazoa, Chordata, Mammalia, Afrosoricida, Tenrecidae. The record is from RefSeq and is a predicted model, not a curated record. Gene Ontology annotation, molecular function: protein serine/threonine kinase activity; protein binding; magnesium ion binding. The transcript is spliced from 26 exons. Bases 9 to 4649 code for a protein of 1546 amino acids. Gene Ontology annotation, biological process: peptidyl-serine phosphorylation; intracellular signal transduction.